Messenger RNA from Linum tenue, 4035 nucleotides. The record is from the annotation of a GenBank genome assembly. Lineage: Eukaryota; Viridiplantae; Streptophyta; Magnoliopsida; Malpighiales; Linaceae.
AGUAUGGGUCGAUAAAGGGAAAACCGCUGUUUCUCUCUUUCUGUCUUCUGGAGUAAAAUAUCCCAAAUCUCUCUCUCCGAUUAUCCCCAAAUCCGGCUCGAUCGAGCUCUCCCUCUCUACUGGGGAAUCCAGCGGGGAACCCUAAACCUAGCAUUCUCGCUAUGCCACACUCUCUGCUUCUGUUCUCCACUGCCUGAUAAACCCUAAGGGAGAGCACCCUUCCGAGGUCGACAAGACUUCCAGGAGACGGUAAUCUCCCUUUUUGGAGAUUUCGCUUCGAUCGGUGGAAGAUUGAGGGGAUUCCUUGUGACGCGGUGGACUCUGCUUCGUGGAAGAGCUCGUGACGUUCCCGAUCGGAGGAACUGAUAUCGGCUUCGGUUGUGUUGUGUUCGUGGAUUGAUUGGGGGUGAUUCUAUCUCUGUCGCUGCGUACUGCUGAGCUCCCUUGUUCGGAUAGACAGUUCGGAAUCGGGGUUGAAGAUGUUGUCUGGCUGUUAAAUUCUGCCCCCAGUGGUUGGACUACCAAUUUCGUGGGGUCACAGUUUUCUGAUAAACAGCGUUGUGAUUCCGGAGGCGAAUGCUGCAACAGUUUUGACAGAGACGUCAGUGGAUGCGUUAUAAAGGUUCUUGCGGAGGCGUGCUGGCUGGAGUAGCAUCGGGAAGCUCCUGAUUAGUUGGUUUGGUUUGAAUUCCUUUCGAUUGAGUACUGGGAAGAAUCUAGAGGGGGAAAAAGAGUUCAACUUUUGUGUAUUGAUUUUUCUAUUUUAUGGCCUUUGAGUUGAAUACAAAGGUCCUGUUUUUGGGAGGCCUUUAAUUUCUUUCUAUUUGAUUUGCUUUGAUUUUGGUUAUAUAUAUCUAAUCUUAAGAAAAGGAGAAAUGGCAGUGUAUUACAAGUUUAAGAGUGCAAAAGAUUAUGAUUUAAUCCCAAUGGACGGGCCCUUUAUAUCGGUUGGUAUUUUGAAAGAAAAAAUAUUUGAAUCAAAGCACCUGGGCAGGGGUACAGACUUCGAUCUGGUGGUGACUAAUGCCCAAACUAAUGAAGAGUAUCUUGAUGAAGCAUCGUUAAUUCCAAAAAGUACUGCUGUGUUAAUUCGCCGAGUUCCUGGUCGCCCUCGCAUGCCCAUUGUAACUGAGCAAGAACCAAAGGUGGAAACUAGGGCAGAGGAUAUCCCACAAGAGAAAAGUGGCUUUGCAGGUGCUGACUCGUCUACUUUUAAAUAUACGGAAGAGACCGAGUGGGAUGAGUUUGGUAAUGACUUAUAUGCAAUCCCGGAAGUUGCACCUGUACAAUCAAGCAUUCCGCCUCCUGAAGCUCCUCCUGCUAGCAAGGCUGAGGAGGAAUCCAAGAUUAAAGCCUUAAUUGAUACUCCGGCUUUAGAUUGGCAGCGCCAAGGUAAUGAUGGCUUUGGCCUCGGUAGAGGUUUUGGCCGGGGGAUGGGUGGUCGAAUGGGUGGACGUGGCUUCGGAAUGGAGAGGAAAAAUCCACCGCAAGGUUAUGUGUGCCACAGGUGUAAGGUACCAGGACAUUUUAUUCAGCACUGCCCCACCAAUGGUGAUCCGAAUUAUGAUAUCAAGAGAGUAAAACCUCCCACAGGAAUCCCAAAGUCGAUGCUAAUGGCAACACCAGAUGGCUCAUAUGCAUUGCCGAGUGGUGAUGUUGCUGUUUUAAGACCAAAUGAGGCUGCAUUUGAGAGAGAAAUCGAAGGAUUGCCCUCCACGAGACAUGUUGGCGAUCUUCCGCCAGAACUUCAUUGUCCCUUGUGCAAAGAAGUUAUGAAAGAUGCUGUGCUGACAAGCAGGUGUUGUUUCCAAAGCUUUUGUGACAAAUGUAUUAGAGAUUACAUUAUCUCGAAAUCAAAGUGUGUCUGUGGGGCAACAAGUAUUCUUGCAGAUGAUCUUCUUCCGAACAAGACUCUUAGGGAUACCAUUAAUCGUAUCCUAGAGUCGGGCAACAAUAGCACUGAUAAUGCUGGAAGCACUUUCCACGUCCAAGAUAUGGAGUCAGCUCGUUGUCCACAGCCCAAGUUUCCUUCUCCCACACAGUCUGCUGCAUCAAAAGAAGAGCCAAGGCUGCCUCCUCCGUCUUCUGAACCAACCGCUACGCAUAACAUCAAGCUAACGACCGUUGAGGAGAAGCCUGUUCCUGGACCUGUUCCCCCACUAGCUGUCGAGAAGCCAAGAACUUCAAAGGUGGUUAAUGCAUCAGAGGUUACACAUGAGUCGAUGAGUGUGAAGGAGGCAGCAGCAUCACAAGAUAGCGCUCCCCUCAUGGAGGAAGAAGUGCAGCAGAAGCUUGCUCCUGGUGAUGCUGCGAAGAAAAAGAAAAAGAAGAAAGUCCGCAUGCCUCCAAAUGAUAUGUGGAAGGCUUCUCACGAUCUUGGACCCGAGAAUUUCAUGAUGCCUAUGCCCCCUGCUGCAUUCAAUCCUUACAUGAUGGGCGGGAUGCAACCACCUGCGGUGGACCCAUAUAUGAAUCCUUAUGGUGGUGGUGGUCCAAUGCCGUUUAUGGGUUACGGCCUCGGCCCGUUGGACAUGCCUCCUUUUGGAGGUAUGAUGCCACCGGAUCCUUUUGCUCCGCAAGGGUUUAUGAACAAUAUGAUGCCAAUGAUACCACCUCAGAGGGAUCUUGCUGAGUUGGGUAUGGGAAUGGGGAUGGGAAUGGGUAUGGGGAUGAAUCAUGGUCCUCCAGCAAUGAGCAGAGAAGAAUUUGAGGCUCGGAAAGCUGAGAUGAGGAGGCGGCGUGAGAUGGAGAGGCGAGCUGCUGAAAGGUUUUCGAUUGAUUGUUUCGUAUGUUUGGUGGUCCCAUUUGCGCGGUGGAAGAUUAGUCUGCCCAAUGGGUUGGAAUCUGAGCUCGGUUUGGACUUGGAAAAAGCUCUUGAUAACAUGCUAAUUGUUGGGUGCAGCCACAGGGAGUUUCGGAGAGAGCGGGAAUUCGGAAGAGAAGUGAGCAGCACCGGACCUAACAAUGGUGGUCCGUCGAUGAAAUCUAGGAACAUCCCUCCGACGGGCGAUUCUCACCACCACCGUCACCGACCAUCCCCUGACCGCUCCGCCGCCCGGGAUCUCGACGGGCCACCACCACCUCUCCCGCCGCAGCGCUCUUCCAAGAGAAAGUCCGACCACAACGAUCACGGCAGCAGCCGCGAUAAGGAUAAGGAUCGAGACUACGACCAUCACAACCACGAGCAGCGAGACCGGGAAAGAGAUUACGAUCAUUCUGAUCGCGAGCGUGGCGGUGAUCGCCACCGCAAGCGCUCGGAAUCUUCAGCUAAAACGGCUUCCGACUCCGCAGCAGCUGCCGCUGCAGCAGCUGAGCGUAAGCGCAAAGCGAGUGUGUUCUCGCGGAUCAGCUUCCCGGAGGGAGAAGCGGCCAGCAAGAAGCGGAAGGGGUCUUCCUCCGCCGCUGCUGCCGAAGCAGCUUCUUCAGCUGCUGGUGGAAAGUCCUCUGCAUCGGGCAACGGAUACCACGACAGGAAGUCAUCUACGUCCGCUUCCGUCGGUGGUGGAGGCAGGAAGAGCGCAGUAGCGGCGGACUACGAGUCGAGCGACGAUGACGAGAGGCAUUUCAAGAGGAAGCCGUCGAGGUAUGAGCCGUCUCCUCCCCCGCAGCCAGAGGGGGAAGAGGAUGUGAAGCAUUCAUCCAGAAGCAGGAAGCAUAGGUGAAAAAUGAAUGGAGAACGAAAUUGCAAAAUGAGAUAGGUGCAAAGCUCGAUUGACCGUGCUCUUCUUCCGCUGCCAUUGGCCCGUGCUUUUCUGCUCCUGUAUCUUGUACAUGAUGAGAAUUGAGAGAUGUUUUACUCUGUUCUUUCUGGUUUUGGAAUGUGGAAUUUUCCCAUAUUUUCCCAUAAAAAGAUAAAAGAGUUACGGAGCAGAAGCUGCUGAUACCUGGCCUGGCACUUUCCCUUUUCAUUUGACGAACGCGUGGUAAUUGUCUGUUGUUUAAGUGGUCGUUCCUUUUUACAAUAAGAAAUCGUUUUGCAGUUGGCUGAAUUUAGUUGUCAAUCACACAAAUAAUAGUAGCAAUUUGUAUUCAAGU